AUGAAGUCGUGGAACUUCUUGAUAUUUGUCACUGGAGCAUUGCUCAAUCUAAAAGGAGAGGUUCUUGGCUGCACAACUGGAGAUGUCAGACUGGCUGGAACUGACAAGAACUAUACAGGAAGAGUGGAGUUCUGUAAUGAGGGAGAGUGGGGGACAGUUUGCGAUAACUCUUGGGAUGAUGAGGACGCUAGAGUAGUGUGCAGACAGCUGGGCCUCCCCACCAAAGAUGAAGAGGUUAUAUGUGAUUUCGAGCAGGCUAUGCCACUGGAAAACCCUCCAGAAUGUAGUGAGAAAGACACUCAAUCUGGACCAUCAGAAGCAUGCGUACACAGGUAUGGAGUACGUGUUCCAUUCUAUACAAUAAGUUCUCCCACACCAUGCGAUGAUCUUUACGAACCGGGUGUCGACUACAUCUAUGUACCACUAAGCAGGAGCAAAGGAAUCUACUCAAGACUAAUAAAAGACAUAGCCGCGUAUGGCCAUUUCCUACUGGAGGACCUAGUGGAGUGCUAUGAGAUAGCAAGACGCGUCCUCUGCCGCUAUUACUUCCCUCCUAGCGGAAACGUUACUCACUUCCAUCCUCCAGUCAGUGUCUGUCCAGAACAGUGUAGACUCAUUGAACAACUCUGCCCCGAGGAGUGGGCAUCAGUAGUGAAAAGGUUUCAGGAUAACGAUGCAAUCAUUUCUGGCCAGGGCCUCCAGUUGAUAGAGUGUGACUUCCCAGGGAGGCAUUUGUCUCCGUUGCCACACUGCUGCUCUGAUCUUGGUCUGAACACAUCUCUACUAUUGAACAAUGAAGAAGAUGAAGACACCAGUACUAAUAUUCCAAUACUGAGUCCAUUGUACCUUGGCAUCGGUUCAGCAGCACUUGUUGUUUUGACUGCACUUGUGGCUGUUCCCAUUAUACUCUGUUCUCUACGGAAGUGGUGUCAGAGACCCAAGAGGAUGGUCAUAUCAAAGCCACAGUCCCAUCACAGAAGGAGGUCAGUGAAGACAGAGAGAAUUGACAUAGUUGUGGAUGAGGCAACGCAUUGUUACACACAAAAUGACGAUGCACUCGGAAGCUUCAAGAGGAAGGAAGGGGAGCCACAGGUUCGAAGGGUACUGUCAGGAUUUAUCAGACAGAUGUCGGAAGACAAAUUGCUCAUCCCUAAAGAGCACGUCCAUCUUGUCAGCAUUGUCGGGCAAGGUCCAAAUUGUUCUGGUUAA
This is a messenger RNA of Geodia barretti, 1209 nucleotides long. The record is from the annotation of a GenBank genome assembly. Lineage: Eukaryota; Metazoa; Porifera; Demospongiae; Tetractinellida; Geodiidae.